Molecule: messenger RNA, 1216 nt
Organism: Lethenteron reissneri (Far Eastern brook lamprey)
Lineage: Eukaryota; Metazoa; Chordata; Hyperoartia; Petromyzontiformes; Petromyzontidae
Product: zinc finger protein 785-like
Source: RefSeq, a predicted model, not a curated record
GAUGUCUACAGACAGCUCCUCCACCCCGAGCGGCGUGCUCACAGAGAGGGGAUCCGGCAAAGUGAAGGAGGAGGGUCCCUCCAUGCGGACGACGGUGGCGGUGAAGGUGGAGCGCCAGGAUGACGGUUACGACGUGGGAGAGGCAGAGGCGAUGGCGGCGCUGGGUGGCGACGGUGGCCUCCCGGUGAAGGAGGAGGAGGUGAUGGGGGAGGUGGUGAAGGAGGAGGAGGUGGUGAAGGAGGAGGAGGUGGUGAAGGAGGAGGUGAUGGGGGAGGAGGAGGUGGUGAAGGAGGAGGUGAAGGAGGAGGUGAUGGGGGAGGAGGAGGUGGUGGAGGAGCAGCAGCAGAGGCCUGCGGAGGUGGUAGUGGAGUUGGAGGACACGAGGAAAGGCGCCGGCAAGGGCCGCCACGCUUGCCCCGACUGCGGCCGCCGCUUCGGCAGCCGUUCGAACCUCGCCAAGCACCGGCGUUCGCACGGCGACCGGCGUUCGUUCCGGUGCGGCGGCGGCGGCGACGGCGACGCCACCGCGACACCUCGCCGCUGAGCUCAUCGACACGGAGCGACGUGAAGCAUCGUCGCGUUAUCGGCGGCAGCGGCUUGUGGCGAAGCCUUCGGACAAAGACGGCAUCGUCGCGCGGCGCUUUUCAGAUUGCGCUGCUUUUGCGGCCGUCUGGAACGCGCUCUUCCUUCCGAUGUGAGGAAGCCAUUGGGAGCUGUGCACUCUAGAGUCUUCACCUGGAUUGACAAACUCAUCUCUUCAGCACUUGUUGUCGUGUUUAGUUUGUUGACACCCACAUAGACCCACAGAGACCCACAGAGACUCACAGAGACACACAGAGACCCAUAGAGACCCAUAGAGACCCAUAGAGACCCACAGAGACCCACAGAGACCCACAGAGACACACAGAGACACACAGAGACCCAUAGAGACCCACAGAGACCUACAUAGACCCACAGAGACUCACAGAGACACACAGAGACACACAGAGACACACAGAGACACACAGAGACCCACAGAGACCCAUAGAGACCCACAGAGACACACAGAGACACACAGAUUAGCAAGGUUGGCUACGUACGGCGGUGCGAAAGCAGCUCAACGGACAUCUUGAAAUUCACAGCCACAGCCACAGCAGCAAGGAGAUCCUAGAUUUGAAGCUUUCGUGACUGCAAGGAUUCAUACUCUUAGUUCUUUCGGUAAAGUCACGUAGGUAAA